Neodiprion fabricii is the source of this 1845-nucleotide messenger RNA. Its product is annotated as facilitated trehalose transporter Tret1-like. The transcript is spliced from 3 exons. Gene Ontology annotation, biological process: carbohydrate transport; transmembrane transport. The record is from RefSeq and is a predicted model, not a curated record. Gene Ontology annotation, molecular function: sugar transmembrane transporter activity. Gene Ontology annotation, cellular component: membrane. NCBI's taxonomy places the organism in Eukaryota, Metazoa, Arthropoda, Insecta, Hymenoptera, Diprionidae. The coding region runs from base 194 to 1735 and encodes 513 amino acids.
GAGGUACAAAGCACUCAACGAGAAAACGUCAGAUGAGCAAGUCGAUAUUCCUCUUACACGUUAUUUAAUUUAACUCAAUUCAGAAUGUAAAUUGGUGAAUAUCUGCAACAGUCGUCAUCACGUACCAGCAAUGGUAAGCUCUGCCUCAAGUCAUCAACCAGAAUUUGUCAGUCUGAGAUUAGCCUAAACGGUUAUGCCAAGGGUUGUGGUUGAUGCCCCAGGCGGUGCUGUGACGUGUGAGGAAGGGGACGUCGUUCGUGCAAGCAGACAUACCAGCAUGAUGACCGAGAAGAUAAUAACUGUGUCAGAAUUGACAUUAUCGGUGUCAAGCGGCGAUGAUUCAAAACCAGCCGUUCCAGCUAAACAGCUGCCUCAAUACUUUGCCGCACUGUCUGCUACCCUUGGAGCACUGGCAUUCGGUGGAGUCUUGGGAUGGUCGACGUCAGGCGGCGAUUCCGGAGAAAAAUUGGCAGAACAGUACAACAUCACUAUGAGCACCUCGGACUUUUCGUGGAUCGGUUCGGUGACGAAUUUGGGAUCAGCGGCAAUCUGUAUUCCGAUGGGAUUGAUGAUGGACGCUUUCGGCAGAAAGCGCAGCAUGCUGAUACUAGUCGUUCCCUACACCAUUGGAUGGUCACUCGUCAUCUGGGCCAACUCGGUAGCCAUGUUUUGUGUCGGAAGGUUUCUACUCGGCUUCAGUGGAGGCGGAUUCUGCGUUGCGGUGGCAGUUUACACCGCAGAAAUAGGCGAGAAGACGAUCCGAGGAAGGCUAGGCGCGUUUCACGAGUUGAUGCUGACAUCUGGAAUUCUGAUUUCGUACAUUCUCGGCACCCUGAUACCGAUAUACUAUUUAUCGAUGACUUUCGCGGCCGUUCCGCUAAUUUUCUUCGUCGUGUUUUCAUUCAUGCCGGAAAGUCCGACAUACUAUUUGAUGAAGAACCGAGAAGAAGAGGCUAGGGACAGUCUCUUCAGAGUACGAGGCCCUAAAUAUGACGUCGAGCGUGAGCUUAUCACGAGGAAGUUAGUCCUUGCGGAAGAGUUGCAGUACAAAGGUUCAUUUCUUGCAGCAAUGAGGUCGAAAGUAGCAAGAAACGGACUGAUAAUAGCCUAUGGUUUGAUGUUCUUCCAGCAAAUGAGCGGUGUCAAUGCGAUUGUAUUCUAUACUGGAAGUAUUUUUGGUCAGAACGGUGCCAUUUCCACCGAUGCAUCCACGAUCAUUGUUGGAGCUCUACAGGUCGUAUCGACCUUCACCAGUCUGCUCAUAGUUGAUAGGCUGGGCCGUAAGAUUCUGCUUCUCGCAUCGAUAAGUGCAAUGGCGGUCGGCAUGCUCGCUUUGGGUACAUACUAUUACUUGGAGGAGAACGGAGUGGACGUUUCAUCGGUCAACUGGAUCCCGCUUGUAUCUGUUUGCCUCUUCAUCCUCAUGAGCAGUCUCGGUUUCGGGCCAAUUCCAUUCAUGAUGGUAGGUGAGCUAUUCUCACCACAAAUAAAAGGCAUCGCCGGUAGCAGUGCCUGUUCCUUCAACUGGUUGAUGGCUUUUUUGGUAACAAGGACAUUCAACGACCUUGUCGAAGCCUUCGGGAAUUACGCUACCUUUUGGAUGUACAGUGUGAUUUGCGCGUGUGGUGUAUUAUUCGUUAUAUUCAUCGUUCCCGAAACGAAAGGAAAAUCAUUGGAACAAAUUCAACGUGAACUGGGUGCAAAGAUCACCGUCCCGAUCGAUGUAAAGCCUUGAAUUCUCUUGACGGGCGUAUAGUGUACCAGCGAAUCAAGGUGACAAUUUAUUCAUGGCGUUAGUUUAGUCGAUGUUAACGUCGUUAUAACGAAUAAACACACCCGUACUAA